UCCUUUCAGUCACCUGCUGAAAGGAGGAGCAAGCCGCGAUGAACGAACUGAAGGUUGAAGGCGCAGGAAGACAGAGACAUUCGGGCAGCUUAACAAGCGAAACCGAACCCGCUACUUAAAGCUGUAAGAUAACGAAUUGUCCACUAGGUGGCCGUACCUACGGAGGCUCGCGUGUCCCGUCAACCCCGGCGCUCGGGGCGGAAGACGGCGCGGAGGUGACUCUCUGGCCCUCAACGCCGCCACUCGCCUGCCCCGACUGACGUUGGGCAACAAAGAUGGCGGCGGGAACCAGCAAUUACUGGGAAGAUCUCAGGAAACAAGCUCGACAGCUGGAAAAUGAACUUGACCUGAAACUAGUUUCCUUCAGUAAACUGUGUACGAGUUACAGUCACAGCAGCACCCGGGACGGAGGACGGGAUAGGUAUAGUUCUGACACAACACCCCUAUUAAAUGGAUCAAAUCAAGACAGAAUGUUUGAGACAAUGGCAAUCGAAAUUGAACAGCUUUUGGCAAGGCUUACAGGGGUGAAUGAUAAGAUGGCAGAGUACAGCAGCAGCGCGGGGGUCCCCUCGCUGAACGCAGCGCUCUUGCACACGCUGCAGCGGCACAGGGACAUUCUGCAGGAUUAUACACAUGAAUUCCAUAAAACCAAAGCAAACUUUAUGGCAAUACGGGAAAGGGAGAAUCUCUUGGGAUCAGUACGAAAAGAUAUUGAGUCAUAUAAAAGCGGGUCUGGAGUGAACAAUAGGAGAACUGAACUGUUCUUGAAAGAACAUGACCACCUUCGAAACUCUGAUCGUCUCAUAGAAGAAACAAUAAGCAUUGCUAUGGCAACAAAAGAAAAUAUGACUUCACAGAGAGGAAUGCUCAAGUCAAUUCACAGCAAAAUGAACACUUUGGCCAACCGCUUUCCUGCUGUGAACAGCCUGAUACAAAGGAUCAACCUUAGGAAACGACGAGACUCGCUCAUCCUUGGAGGUGUCAUUGGCAUCUGUACCAUCCUGUUGCUGCUGUAUGCGUUCCACUGAGAGGAUGCUCCCAGGACUCUGCCCACCACCUUCAAGCCCUGACCUGGAGUGGGGAAUGUAGGAAGGAAAGCUUGUCCUGGCCGUGAGCCCGCCAGCCAGAUGAAUUCUCAACUGCACCCAUGGCUCUGACCUGGUCGGACUGAGCUGAAGCCACAGUUUUUCUCUGCUGUCUUUUCUAAUACACAUUACUCUGUUUUUAAUUUUGAAAACAACAACAACAAAAGGUUUCAGUUGCUUGUUUCUCUCUAGGAGGUAAGCAAGCAGAAGCCAAACCUGGGCUUCGGUGACUGGGGAAGCCUGAUGACCAGCAGGCCUCAAAGCUGGACUCCUCACAGCACCAGGCUCUCCACAUCCAAAGAUGGCAUUGCUUUCAGCCACGAGAUUGGAUGUAAAUAAAAAUAAUUCUUGUCCUUUUAUUUAACAUUUGUGAUGAGAAAUCAGCUGUGACUUGGAUUCUAUUCUGUGUCCCUAACUCUUGGCAGUCAAGAAAAGUUCCAUUUCCCACCGAAUCUGUAAGAGUUGAUAGGCCAGCUUCAUGUUGAGGUCUGAAAUGGAAAGCACUGAGAAAGGGUGUCUUCUCUCUUCAGCCCUGAGCAUGGGUCAGCUGUACAACUGAAUACAUCAGAAUGGCAGGCCUUGUAAAAGGAGCUGGUCGUUGCUUUAUUAUUUCUUCCAUUGGGUUAAUAUUUGCUUCUACAUGAUAAAACUGCAUUUCAGUGACAAACAGCCAGUGUCUGUCAUUGCCCUAGUGGUCCCUCACCAUGUGAAGAUUAACCCCAGGACCUGAGGGAGGGACCGAGCUUGAUGGCACUGGAACCCUGCCCUGUGCACAUCUAUUCAUUCCUCCUCUGUUAGGCCCCUCCCUACUCGCAGGCCAUGCCACGGUGUCACCAUUGAGGUAUAUUGUGCCCGCCUCCUACCUACACCUGACUGCUACCUGGACAGUGACAGAGUUGUAAUGCUUUUCAGGUUAGCUGUAUCUCAGCAUCGGUAAAUUGGUAACGUCUUACUGCACCAGCGGAUAUUUUAAAGACCUCCAGUGUGUGCUUACGGAGAGAGAAGGCUCUGGCCCCACCGGGAUGUCCUCAGGCACACUGUCCGUGGCAGUGAGAUAGUAGAGUGUAGCUCCCCACACCGUGGUGUGAGGGUGGUGCCGCUCGUGGGCAGGCUGACCAAGAGGUCAUUCUGCUGUUGAAGUGUUAGUACAUUCUGGGUAUGAAAGGCAUUUGAUAUAUUUUUCUUAAUUAUGGGGUUUAUUUUUCUAAAUAUGGGUUAAUCAGCUUCUUGACUGGGCAUGUCCUUAAAAGGAAAUUAAAUCCCCUCUGUGGACCUUAAGAAUCAGGGAAUUUGAUUUGUUAAAGUCUCUUUGGGAGAACAGAACUUCUCUUCCCUGACACUUUAUUAUCUUUGAUUUUUUUCAAAGGGCCUUGAUUGGCGGUUGUGCCUCAGCUAGACUUUAUGGGACUUUGGUUGUUCUAUAGUGGGCUUAUAUAAAAAUCUGAAGUAUCGUAAAUAAAGUUAUUUAUUUAAAUAUACUGCCAGUCUUUUCUACUGGUUUGCUUACUUGUUUCAGUCACUAAAGCUGAUGAAUGAUCCUAAGCUAGGACAUGGCCUGGCUCGUUGCCCUAGGCCACAGCACAGCAGCUGAAGGCAGGUGGACUUUCGCCAGGAGGCAGUGCUCAGAUGAACACAUACAAUUAUGUUGCUUGUAGGUGCUGGGGACAGGAGUCUGACUAACCUCCCAGUGUGCUGCCCAGAGGGGGGCUGCCCUCCCCUUCCGGUUCCGCCCUGCAUGGGACCCUGUGAUUGCCAACUGGAACUUCAGUUUUAAGACAUUCAACUUUUUUUCAAGUUUAUUUCUCUUAUUUUGGGCUAUCCUUACAUACCCAGUUUUCAGGCUUAGGAGUUGGCUGUUAAGAAUUUCUGGUCAGAGCCUGAGGUAAGAGGAUUUUUUGAUUUGUGAUUCCCAAUGAAAUGUUUCUUAGGAAAGAUUUGUUUCCUUAGCCAUUGUUUUUUAUAGAAUACUUUUGAAAACUAGUUUUAGUAACCAUUCAGAACUUCCCACUUCGCUAAAAAAAAUAUGAAAAAUGGAAACAACAGAAAAUUCUAGGUUAAAGUCUUGGAAUUCAAGUGUUCGUCUUGAGAGCAUCUCACGGUUUAGCCCUGGCUGGCCUUGAACUCCUGCCUCAGCCUCCUAAGAACUUUGGACUGCUGCUCCCUGAUACGUACCACCAAGCCUGGCUCCAGACAGCAGAUUUCUCCAGUUUGUCUUUGGUACACCAGUGACUUAGUGAGGAUGUGCAGCACAUUGUUGCUGAGGUCAGGCGUGGUGAUCACCAGCCUGGCCAUGUGGUCUGUAAUCAUGCCGAAGGGUUCUCUGCCACCCACACUCCUCACCUGUUGUUUUUCCUUCUCCUUGCUACCAACAUUUACUUUGAUUGAGAAUGUCUUUUUUUUUUUUUUUUUCUUUUUCCUGGUCCUCAGAUUAGAUGUGUGUAUUCAGAUCACCAUGGGGACAGGUAAGGAAGACCUUCUCUUGAACCUGAGUGCUUCCAUGUUGGCUGUGGGCAUGUGAAUGGAAAGCAUACUCGCUGGUCUGACACAGUGACCUUGGGCCCUGUAGAGUUGAGGUACCUUGACCUUUACUCCAUUACUGCCCUGUCUCAUCGCCUGAGGGAGUGGCUUCUAAGAACAGGCCCAAUCUAAUAGUUUAUCUUCCAUCUUUGUCUAGAUAAGAUUUUUGGAAAUUCAUUGAGUACUUGACUUGUAAUGUUAGGUUGUUGAGAUAAAUGACUGUGCCCAAGUCAUCUGUAGCAAAUGUGACAGAGCAAACGUACCUUCUCAAAUGAUUGAAUGUGCGCUAUUCUCCUUUUACAGUAGGAGUCAUUAUUUGGCCUUGUCUCCAAAAAGAUGUAAAAUUUCCCACUGUGGUCUCAAACUCGUCCAUUCUUGUGUGUGCCCGAAUGCCCCUUUCUCGGGGUGAUCUGCAACAAGAAGCAAGGUCUGAGCAUGAUAAUCUGGGGGAGACGCUGGGACAGCUGAGCCGUGUCUCAAGGGAUCUUUUAAAAAAUAUAUAUAUAUAUGACCUAAAAUCAUCGUACCAAAAUAUUUGUACCAUCUCCUAGUAACUUUCAGAGAUGGAGAGAAUCAGUUCUAAUCACAUUUAUCCGGAUGGAAGAUGAUUCCUCAUGAAAAAUGCCAAUACAGAUUUCUUUUUAAUCUCUUCUUUUCCAAAUGCACUUUCUAAUUUUUUGCUUUUAAAAUAGCUUCUUGGAACCAAUAUUAUUGUAUUUGUACUUAAUUUUUGUUCUCAUCUAAAUGUGCAUUUUCUGACUGUAUAGAAGAAACUUUGUUAUAUAAUUUAAUAAAUUAAAUAUCUAAAUA
Messenger RNA from Psammomys obesus (fat sand rat), 4412 nucleotides. RefSeq names its product golgi SNAP receptor complex member 1 (gene Gosr1). The transcript has 9 exons. The record is from RefSeq and is a predicted model, not a curated record. Gene Ontology annotation, biological process: vesicle fusion; endoplasmic reticulum to Golgi vesicle-mediated transport. Lineage: Eukaryota; Metazoa; Chordata; Mammalia; Rodentia; Muridae. Gene Ontology annotation, cellular component: Golgi medial cisterna; SNARE complex; cis-Golgi network. Bases 276 to 1028 code for a protein of 250 amino acids. Gene Ontology annotation, molecular function: SNAP receptor activity.